This is a messenger RNA of Gongylonema pulchrum, 2673 nucleotides long. The record is from the annotation of a GenBank genome assembly. NCBI's taxonomy places the organism in Eukaryota, Metazoa, Nematoda, Chromadorea, Rhabditida, Gongylonematidae.
AUGGAAAUUUCGAAGUCACACCGGAAGACUGUCGGCACAGGCAGAGCUGAAUUCACACGAGAUUUCAAACCUGGCAAAACGUUGCAGUCUAGUGAAAUCGAAUCGGCGCAAAUCCCGGAACCACUCGAAAAGACCACUCCUUCAAGUAAGACUGAAUCUGUGGAAUCCCCCAGAUCACGCUGGAAGGCCGUCGACACAGGCAGAACUGGAUUCACACGAGAUCUCAAAACUGGCAAAACGUCGCAGUCUAGUGAAACUGAAUCCCUGCAAAUCCCGGAACAAUCUGGAAAGGCGGAGCAUCCAGGUAGAACUGAAUCUACGGAACGUCCGCAAUCACGCUGGAGAACCGUCGACACAGACAGUAGUGGAUUCACGCGAGACCUCAAAUCUAGCAAAACGAUGCAGUCAAGUGAGCUCGAAUCGGCACAAAUCCCGCAGCCAUCCAAAGUGAGGAAGCAUCCAAGCAGAACUGAAUCUGCGGAGCUACCAGGGAAACCCCGCAAGACGGACCAGUCAGACAAAAGUGAUCUUACCCAAGACCGCAGUUCUGAUGAAACGACCGAACCCGAUGAAUUCGAAUUCGCAAAAAUUCUUGACUCAUUCAAAAAGGCUUCGCAUUCAAGUAGGACCGAAUCUGUGGGAAUUUCGAAAUCACAUCAGAAGACUGUCGACACAGGCAGAGCUGGACUCACGCGAGAUUUCAAACGUGGCAAAACACUGCAGCCCAGUGAAAUCGAAUUAGGGCAAACCCCGGAACCAUCAAAGAAGAGCACUCCUUCAGGCAGCACUGAAUCGGUGGAACUCCCCAGAUCACGCUGGAGAACUGCCGACGCAGACAGAGCUGGAUUCACGCGAGAAGUUAAACCUGGGAGGUUGCCGCAAUCCAGUGAAACUGAAUCCUCGCAAAUCUACGAACCGUCUGGCAAAGCUGCGCAACUAGGCGGGAUUGAAACUGUGGGACUUACGAAAUCACUCCGGAAGACUGUCGACUCAAGUAAAAGUGGAUUCACGCGAGAGUUCAAAUCUGGCAGAACGAUGCUUUCCAGUGAAAUCAAAUCCGCGCAAUUUCUGGAACCAACCGAAAAAACCACGUAUCCAGACAGGGCUGAAUAUGUCCCGGGAUCACCGCGCGAGACGGUCCAACCAGACAAAAGUGGAUUCACGCGAGGUUUCAUAUCUGGCAGAACGAGGCAGUCCAGUGAAAUGGAGUCCGCGCAUUCCCUUGAAUCAUCCGAAAGGGCUGCGCACUCGGGCAGGAUUGGAUCUGUGGAGUACUCGAAAUUACUUCAGAAGACUGUUGACUCAGGCAAAAGUGGAUUCACUCGCGAACUCAAAUCUGGCAGAACGGUGCAUUCCAGUGAAAUCGAAUCCGCGCAAUUUCUGGGACCAUCCGAAAAGACCACGUAUCCAGAGAGGACUGAGUCUGCUCGGGGAUCACCGCGCGAGACGAUCCAACCAGACAAAAGUGGAUUCACGCGAGGUUUUAUAUCCGGCAGAACGAGGCAAUCCAGUGAAAUGGAUUCCACACAUACCCGUGAAUCAUCCGAAAGGGUUGCGCAUUCAAGCAGGAUUGGAACUGCGGAACACUCGAAAUCACUUCAGAAGACUGUCGACUCCGACAAAAGUGGAUUCACACGAGACUUCAGAUCGGGCAAGACAAUGCAUUCAAGCGAAGACGAAUCCGCGCAAUUUGUGCAACCAUCCGAAAAGGCAGCAUAUUCAGACAGAACUGUGGAGCUCCCGAGAUCACCCCGCAAGACUGUGCAGUCUGACAAAAGUGGAUUCACGCGAGGUUUCAUAUCUGGCAGAACGAGGCAGUCCAGUGAAGUGGAAUCCGCACAUACCCGCGAAUCAUCCGAAAGGGUUGCGCACUCAAGCAGGAUUGGAUCUGCGGAACACUCGAAAUCAUUUCGGAAGACUGUCGACUCGGGCAGAAGUGGAUUUACGCGAGACCUCAAUGCGAUACAAUCCAGUGAAAUCGAAACCGCGUAUGUCCCGGAGGCAGUACAUUCAGGCGGGUCUGAAUCAGAGGGGAUUUCGGAAUCACACCGAAGGACUGUCGGCGCAGGCAGAGCUGGAUACAGGCGAGAUCUGCAAGCCAGUGGAAUCAGAUCUUCACAAGCCCUCGGAUCAUCCGAAAGGGCCGCAUAUUUAGACGAGGAUGAAUCAGUGAAACGCUCGCAAUCAUCCCGUAAAACGGUUCAAUCAGGCAGUAGCGCAUCCAGGCGAGCCUUUAAAUCAGGCAAAACGUUGCGUGAACUUGAAAUCGAAUCCGAGCAAGAUUUCAGAUUAUCAGGCAAGGGGGUGCAUCCACUGUCUACUGAAACCUGGGGAGGAUUCGUCAGGAAGAUGGCAGAGCAAUCCGAAGCAUCCGGUGUGGUACCACUAAGAUUCUUCAAGGCCUACCUAUAUAGCAGUGAAAGUAAUACGGGUUAUGUGCGCAGAGUCAUUGAACACUUCGAGAACCUCCAUGCGGAGUGCGAAUCUAUGAAGAAUGCAUUCAUCACCUGUUUCCAGCCGGACUCUUCACUGAGCAUCAGCGGGGGAAGCAGCAGUCCCAGAUCACCAAACAGCAGGGGAAGCAGCAGUCUCGGUUCACCAAGAGCAACCACUGCAAUACGCAAGAAGCCAGCUCAGUCCGUGCAGAAAACGCCUGAUUUUUGCUACGAAUAA